Messenger RNA from Schistocerca gregaria, 950 nucleotides. RefSeq lists its product as uncharacterized. NCBI's taxonomy places the organism in Eukaryota, Metazoa, Arthropoda, Insecta, Orthoptera, Acrididae. The transcript is spliced from 3 exons. The record is from RefSeq and is a predicted model, not a curated record. The coding region runs from base 142 to 555 and encodes 137 amino acids.
AAGGUGAUGUGUAGCAGUAUGAGUUAGAUACAACAAAUAAUAUCCAGGAAGAACAAAUACAAGCAAUCAUUAUGGUGAAAAUAUUUAAUAUUGACACACAGUUAAUUUUACAUACAGGUUAAACUACCAACCUAAUGUCAAAUGCAUUUUUCUGUGAAUUGGAGAGGCAAAUUCGCAACAUUUCCUGUCAAAAAUUGCAAGGUGCCUCAUCUCGGGGGUUGGGGGCAUGCUUGUUCCAGAUGCGAAAGGCAGAAGGUAAAGAGUGACCAGUGCAUCGUCAUGGUGCAGAAGAAGAGAAUUAUGUCGAGAGUAGCAGGUACCAAAUACGAAGAUCAUAAGGCAAUGAAAAAUAAAAAUAUGCAUCAUUGUAGUAUAUCUCUGUGUCAUUUAUCAAUACCUAUUCGCUGCAGAGUACACAUAACCAUUCAAGCAUGUGAUUUCACAAAAAAGCAAUUAAUUUUAAUCAUGUCACAUGGAAGCAUGAAUACUGACAUUUCCAGGUAUUCAAGAAAGAUAAGUCUACAAUGGUCAAAACUUCAUCAUAUUUCACACUAAGUUACAUAUGAAUUGAAGUAAACAGCACUAACACAUGAAGAAACAACAUGAUACUACGUGAACGAUUAGUCAGUACACAUUUUUUGCAUGAAAUAUAAGUUCCUUGGCAACUAGUCCAUGACUGUAUGAAUAACAUUUCCUCAUAAAUCCUUGAACCUGUAAAUGAGCAUUUUCUUUCUUCUCUCCCAAACAAAGGAGGCAGUGCCAAGCAUAGUUAGGCCAGCAGUGUGUAAUGUUUUAGUCCUAUUUCCAAUGGUUUUCUACCUCCUCUGCCUAAGGAAGAAAUGAACUCCCAUAAGUGAUAAAAGCCUGUCUAUAAAAUGAAGUGUGAAUGUAUCAUAUUCAUGUAUUGUAUCAUAAUAAUGUGCAUAUAAUAAUUAGUAUAUGUGAUGUGA